This is a messenger RNA of Myotis myotis, 3232 nucleotides long. RefSeq names its product CD55 molecule (Cromer blood group) (gene CD55). The transcript has 7 exons. NCBI's taxonomy places the organism in Eukaryota, Metazoa, Chordata, Mammalia, Chiroptera, Vespertilionidae. The coding region runs from base 421 to 2412 and encodes 663 amino acids. Gene Ontology annotation, biological process: regulation of dendrite development. The record is from RefSeq and is a predicted model, not a curated record.
ACCCCUCUCCUCUGUUCCCCCCAAUAUUUUUGUUUACCUAGAAAGCAGAUCUUUACUUUUCCGGAUGGCAGCUCGUCGCAGGCCCCACCCGAGCAAAGGGGAAAAGUCCUAGCUCCCGGCUCCAGAGACCUGGUCUCCGGGCCCAGGACCCCUGGUCCACAGUCAAGGGUCCCCAAGGGGCCAGUGACGCCAGCGCCCCCGCCCUGGCUCCGCCCAGCACCUGCCCCGGGCAAACCCCCGUCUCCAGCCGCUCUUUGCCCCACCCUUUGGUGAUUCAGAGCCCUGGAACCACCCAGGGCGCUAAUUUAAAUUGAUUUGCAGGACAACUGCGCUCCGGCUACCCACAGCUGGACGCGGGAGCCCGCUGGAUCUCUUCGUGGAGGCUGCCGAGUGCGGGCGCUGGGUCCCCGUCGCCGCGCCAUGCGUCCCGCCCGGAGGGGCGCCCCCGCAGUGCUGCGCCCCCCCGGCUGGCUGACCCUGUCGCUGCUGCCGCCGCUGCUGUUGCUGUUGUGUCCACACGCGGCGCGGGGUGGCUGUGGUAUCCCCGCCGAUGAUGUACCUAAUGCUACACCAGAAUUGGAAAAUCUUACAACUUUUCCUGAAGGAUUCAUAGUAGGAUACUAUUGCAAUCAAGGUUAUGUGAAAAUUAAGGGAAUGCAGAGCGGAAAACACUGCCUUCCGAACGGUGAAUGGACGAAGCUGGCACCAUUUUGUAACCGUACCUGUAGUCUUCCACCCAAGGUACGUUAUGGAGUUAUGAAAGAUAUUUUUAUCUCAGUGAGUUAUCGCCCAGCGGGUUUCGUUGUGGAAUAUGAUUGUAAUCCAGGCUACGAAAGGAACCAUUCCGUAUCAGCGCAAGUAACUUGCCUUCAGAAUUAUACGUGGAGCACACCAGAAGUAUUUUGCUAUAAAAGAUCAUGUCCUGAUCCUGGACAAAUAGAAAAUGGUCAUAUCAGUAUACCAACUGACAUAUUAUUUGCCUCAGACAUCUACUUCUCAUGUAACCCAGGGUACAAAUUAGUUGGUGAAAAUUCUACUUUCUGUUAUUAUAAAGGAAAAGAUAUGGCUUGGGCUGAUCCAUUUCCAGAGUGCCAAGAAAUUCCUACAACUCCUCAGAAACCCACCACGACAGAUGCUCAAGGCACCAAAGCCCCAUCAUCGCAUCAGAAACCCACCACAGUAAAGGUUCCAGCUACCGAGCCCCCACCAGCUCCUCAAAAACACACCACAGUAAAUGUUCCAGGUACAGAGUCCCCAUCAACUCCUCCGAAACCGACCACAGUAAAUGUUCCAGCUACCAAGCCCCCAUCAGCUCUUCAAAAACCCACCACAGUAAAUGUUCCAGCUACAAAGCCCCCACCAGCUCUUAAAAAACCCACCACAGCAAAUGUUCCAGGUACAGAGUCCCCAUCAACUCCUCAAAAACACACCAUCAUAAAUGUUCCAGCUACAAAGCCCCCAUCAACUCCUCAAAAACCCACCACAGUAAAUACUCCAGCUACAGAAGCCCCAUCAACUCCUCAGAAACCCACCACAGUAAAUGUUCCAGCUACAAAGUCCCCAUCAGCUCCUCAAAAACACACCAUAGUAAAUGUUCCAGCUACAGAAGCCACACCAACUCUUCAGAAUCUCACUACAAGAAAUUCUUCAACUACAAAAGCCCUACUAAUUCCUCAGAAACCCAACUUGACUGUUCUAGCUAUGGAUGCCCCACCAACUUCUCAGAAACCUCUCACAGCCAAUGAUUCAGCCACAAUAGCCAAACUAUCUCCUGUCUCAAAUGUUCUAUCUACAGAGACCCAACUAACAGUCCAGACUCUCAUGACAAAUUCUUCUGCUACACGAGCCACACCAAAACCCCAGAGCUUCACCACAGCAAAAGCUUCCUAUACACAGAGUCUCCCAGUAACACAAAAAUUCACUGCGGGACAUGCCCCAAUGACUAAGGGUCUCCAUACCACACAAAGAUUGACAUCUGCUCAUAUUGCAGCCACACCGAAUCAAGCUGAUUUCACGACACCAAGCACCUCGAAAGGAAGUGGACUCCUGAAAACAGGGAUUACCAUCAUUGCAUCUGGUAAGUCUGACUCCUUGACAGUUCAAAGAAAUUGUCAUCACUGUAGGUACCGAUGUUUCUGGAAGAGAAUAUUGUGUUAUAACUGUCUUAGAUAUACUGUUAAAAGGCUGUGUUCAUGGAUGCCAAACAGAAAACAGGUAAAUGUAUUUCGUGAUUAUGUUUUGCGGACACCAUUAAGUGUUUGGUAUGUUUCUAAGUACUAUUCCCAACCAUGUUCUUGUUCCAAAGUAAUAUUAAGAAAACUUCAAAUCAUUGGGCCACGCAAUCAAGUAUUAUUAUAUGCCUAUUGUUUUAAUUCUAGGGGCCGAAGAAUGACAAGAAAAGAUAGUUAUUAAUACAGGUUCUAUCCUCAAGUAUUUUACAAUUAAUCAGAGAUGACUUCUUGUUUUUUUUAAUCUUUAUUGUUGAAAGUAUUACGUAUGUCCCCUUUCCCCUCCACUGACUCCUUCAAGAAAUUACUUCUUGACCAUUUCUAGAUUUCUGUCUUACCCUUAAAUAAAACAAAGAGUGCUACCUUUGAUUAUAUGUUCUUCCUUUUCCCUUCUCUAUGAGUGAUUGAAAGCAAAAUUAUUUUUUAAAAAAAUAUUCUGUUGCUUUAGUCAUGAGGCCAAAAACAACUGUGUUGCAAUUUAUUUUUGCAUUGGUCCAGUCCUUUAUUUUAUCCAUAAAUAUAUUAUUUAAUGUUAUAUAUUAACAAUAAGAUUAAUAAACUUCCAAAGAUACUAAGAGAAAUGUUUAAGAAGCAAUAGUUAAAUUUGCAUACUGAUAAGUAACAUUCAAUAGAAAAUACACUCUUAUAAAAAAGUGUAUAUUUUAAAAUUAUGUCCUAAUAAUCUGGAGUCUUCUGUCUUAUGUAUGUAUGAAUUAGCCAAGGGGACUAUAAAGCUGAAAACAGGUAUUGUGAAAUUGUUUUUAAAAAAAUUAUUUAUGACAGUUCUUUUAUAUUUUGAAUAAAUGUCUCCUAAAGUUUAAAACUAAAAGAUUUGUUUUAAAAGAUUCUGUUAGAAUUCAAUUUGUUCAUUUUAUAUUUUAAAUAAAAAUAAAAUGUAUUAUAAAUGAAUAUUUCAUGAUUUCAUGUUGACAACAGUGAUAUGUUUAAUAGAUGAGGUAUUUUUCACCUGCUCACUAUUGUUCAAUAAAGAUUUGAAAUGCUUA